AUGUCCCUUGAAGACAUGGUUAAAUCACUAGCUGAUAGCACUUGUCAAAUGCGGCAGGACUUGCAGAGAUUUCAACAAAAGACUCGCACCAGCAUUAGGAAUUUGGAGGCGCAAAUGUCACAACUGGCGUCUUCAAUGAGCAACCUUGAGAGUGGUAAAAAGAAGCUAUCAUCUCAGGUAAUUCCCAAUCCAAAAGAGAAUGCAAAUGCAAUGAUUCUACGAAAUGGCAAGGAGGUACAGUCCUCAAAAUCGGAAGCAGCAGGAGAGGAAGACGAACGAGUGUAUGGGGAGUUUGAGAAGGAAAAAAUAAGCACCCCGCCAAAUUUUCUAAGAACUUUGAUAUUAACCCGUCUUUUCCUGUUUUUGAAGGGGCUGUGCACUAACCGAAGCAAGUUGAAUGUUCAAGACAAAAUAAAGAUCGGUGAGAAUGUGCCCACGGCCCUUCAAAGGAAGUUACCGCAAAAAUACAAGGAUCCAAGUAUGUUCACGAUACCAUGCAUCAUAGGACAAAAGAGAAUACAAAGAGGUAUGCUUAAUCUAGGGGCAUCUAUUAAUAUUAUGCCUUUGUCAAUAUUUAGGGCCUUAAACCUAGGCCUUCUAAAAGAUACAAGGGUAGUAAUUCAACUAGCCGAUAAGUCAAAUGUUUACCCUGAGCGUGUAGUUGAAGACGUCCUAGUGAAAGUUAAUGAGUUUAUCUUUCCUGCUGAUUUCUAUAUUGUUGACAUGAACGACGAUAACUCAGUUAACUCAGCUGUACUCCUUCUGGGUAGGCCAUUCAUGAGUACAGCUAGAACCAAGAUAGAUGUACAUGAAGGUACCCUGUCUGUAAAGUUUUACGAGCAGACAAUUACUUUUAACAUUUUUUAUGCGAUGAAAUAUCUGGAUGAUACUGAGUCUAUUAAUUAUGUUGGUGUCACUAAUUCCAUUAUGCAAGAUCACCUUGAGCAGAAUCUUAUGGAGGACAAGCUGGAAUUCGUAUUACAAUAG
Messenger RNA from Coffea arabica (coffee), 987 nucleotides. Lineage: Eukaryota; Viridiplantae; Streptophyta; Magnoliopsida; Gentianales; Rubiaceae. The record is from RefSeq and is a predicted model, not a curated record.